Auanema sp. JU1783 is the source of this 1110-nucleotide messenger RNA. NCBI's taxonomy places the organism in Eukaryota, Metazoa, Nematoda, Chromadorea, Rhabditida, Rhabditidae. The record is from the annotation of a GenBank genome assembly.
AUGCGAGAGUUCCAUCUUUCAAUAUUCUUACUUUUUGUAUUACCAUUCGCUAGUUUUUCUAAGAAAGCUUAUUAUUUAGAGGAAGGUCCGGAGCAUACUUAUGCUACGAACAUAGAACAAACUCCUGAGUUAAACAACCAAGUUUUGGAACUACUAGAUCUUAAAGCUCCUACUGUUGCUCCUGUUAGAGAGAAGAGGCAUGAUCGUGUUUCUACGUAUAUGGAAAAGUUGUAUAAGCAACUGGAGCUUGAAGACAAGAUUUUGAACGAGGAGGCUGAAAGUAAAGAUUCAUCUUCUAUAUGGAGUACAGCUGAUAAGAUUAUGACUUUAACCGCUGAAGAAGUCACAUCUUACGGAGAGAAUAUGUACAAAUUGAAAUAUGUUGCGGAUAAUUUCUUAUCGGAUAACAAGAAGCCAACUUUAAGUAAAGCUGAGCUUCAUCUAUUUCUCCGAGACACUGAGGAUGUUGUCAAUGUCAAACUAUAUUCUGAAAAAAAUGGUAAACUAAACUUGAUUCUUUCCAAGUCUGAGUCUUCUGCUAACGGAGAGUUCAUUCUGAAUGUUACCGACUUAGUUCAAAAGUGGCUCAAAGACUCUAUGCAAUCUACUAUUUAUGUUCAAUUGUCACAAGGAGAAUCCAUUAUUGAUUCUUUCAUAGUUGCUGCUUUCACCGAAGUUUCAGAAAGUAAGUCGACUAAAAAUCGUUCGAGACGUUCUGUCGACUCACCAAUACCGACGAAGCGAAGUGAAAAUGAAAAUGUUAAAGAAGAUGUAAGGGAGGAAAACGAGAACGAUGGGGGUUGUAAGCGCCAUGGAUUGUACGUUAACUUUGAAAAUCUAGGAUGGAAGAGUUGGGUGAUUGCUCCGGAAGGAUACUCAGCUUUUUACUGUGAUGGAGGAUGUUCUUACCCUCUUCAUAAUAAGAUGAAUGCAUCUAACCAUGCUAUAGUUCAGUACUUGGCACACAGUAUCAACCCUUCGAGAGCGGAAGAUACGAAAUGUGCACCAACUGUGCUAACGCCAUUGAAAAUAUUGUUUAUAGAUAACCAUAAAAAUGUAGUAAUGAAGAAAUAUAGAGAUAUGGUUGUUCAAGAAUGCGGUUGUCAUUAG